UACGAUUCACGAUUCGAAUCGUACGAUUCGGUUCGAUACACAUAAAAAUCGAUUCGAACAGGUACAUGGAAUCGCAAAUGGUACAGAAUCGCAUCUGAAUCGAUCGAUUCACGAUACGAAUCGAAGAAUUGCUGAAUCGCACGAUUCCUUACAGUCGCGGGUCGACCCAGUUUCCUCGGACCCGAAUGAAAAAAAUUCAAUUUUUGGCCUAAUUUUUUUGCUUUUUCUUGGCACAAGAUGGAUCGCCUGGUCUUCUAAGACCAAACGACAGCCUAACCAAGGUAACCCAUGGUCUCUUUUUACUCCCAACAGACAAAACCCUAGAAAGACUCACCUCUCUGUUCGACACAGAGCUUCGUGGUCCCUCUUCUCACUGUUUGGUGGUCCCUUGCUGCUGGAAUCUGCUUCGUGGCCCUUCGUAUAGUCUUCAAAGCUUUAUGAAAGUUUGUUGUCUCUUGGGUCUUCGAUUUUGUUUGAGGUAUUACCAGACAAACUUCAUAUAGGUAAUAUAAAAUACUAUAUUCACUUUAUACUCCUCAUUUUCCAUUACUUUAUUGUCUAUUGUGUUGUGGACUGUAGAAGUAUCCAUUACUUUAUUGUCUAUUGUGGACUGUAGAAGCACUGAAGCUGCUGCUAUGUGGGUGGGAUAUUAAAAAAAUAUUUUGCUUUUUUUAAUGGAUAAAAAAAAUAUGAAAAGCAAAAAAAAAAUUGGGAAACAAGAUCUAACAUGGGACCAUUAUGCCCGUAUCAAAGAUGAUAAUAGAAUGCAUUUGAGAUGUAAUUAUUGUGGAAAAGAUUAUUGGGGUGGAGUGAUUUGAAUGAAAAAUCAUUUAGCCGGAACUCAUGAUAAUGUUGGUGCUUGUAGUCUAGUUUCUGAAGAUAUUAUGAAUAUGUUUUUACAACUCUUAAGUGGAAAAAAACAAGACAAUAUUAUAGAUGUUGAUUGUUUUGAAGAAAAAAAUAUUGAGGGGAAAAGUAAAGGGGGAACUAUGGAUGCGUAUGUCACAAAAGGGAGGGCAAAGCAACAAAGUUUGAAUCAAAUGAUGAAGCAAAGGGAGCCCGUGAUUAGAGAUAUUUGUAGAGUCAUUUAUUGGCAUGCGUUGGCUUUUAAUUUAGUGAAAAGCCCCUUGUUUAAAAAGAUGUUGAAGUCGGUUGGUGAGUAUGGUGUGGGAUUGAGACCACCAAGUUAUCAUGAAGUGAGAGUAUCUUUUUCGAAAAAAGAGGUUAAUAAUGUGAAUGCAAGUUUAGAAGUGUAUAGAAAAGAAUGAAAGAAGACGGGUUGCACUAUAAUGUCCGAUGGAUGGACCGAUGGAAAGUCUCGCUCUCUUACUAAUUUCCUUGUUAAUAGUCCAAGUGGAACGGUGUUUAUUAAAUCAAUAGACACCUUCGGUGUAAUUAAAAGUUCUAUGAAAUUAUUUGAGAUGCUUGAUGCCAUUGUGAAUGAAAUUGGUGAAGAAAAUGUGGUGCAAGUGGUAACAGGUAGUGCAUCGGCGUAUGUGGGUGCCGGUAGAUUAUUGGAAGAGAAGAGGACUAAAUUGUUUUGGUCCCCUUGUGCGGCACAUUGCCUUGACUUAAUGUUGAGUGACAUAGGUGAGUUGACGGUUUUCAAAGAUACAAUAAUUAAAGCCAAGGAAAUCGCUGUGUACAUUUAUAGGCAUGCUUGGGUGCUUGAUUUGUUCAGAAAAUUUACAAAGAAUAGGGAGUUGACAAGACCCGCGGUUACUAGAUUUGCCACCGCCUUCCUUACUUUAAAAAGUUUCCAAGAUAGAAAGCUCCAACUUAGAGCUAUGUUUGCACCGGAAGAGUGGGCUAGAAGUAGCUAUUCUACAUCUAUUAAUGCAAAAAAGGCACAAGGAACAAUCUUGGGAGAUGCUAGAUUUUGGAAAGCAAUCAAGUAUUGCUUGAAGUGUGUGCUCCCUUUGGUGAAAAUUUUGAGGCUUGUGGAUGGUGAUGCAAAGCUGGCAAUGAGAUUUAUUUAUGAAGCUAUGGAUAGAGCGAAGGAAGAAAUUGCUUCAAACUUGAACCAUAUGAGGGGCAGAUAUAAACGCAUUUGGGAAAUUAUUGAUACUAGAUGGGAUUUACAACUCCAUAGGCCUUUGCAUGCGGCGGCAUAUUACUUUAAUCCGAUGUUUCAUUAUCAAGAAAACUUCACUGCGGAUACGGAGGUGAAAAUUGGUUUCUAUAAAACUUACCUUUUAGUCUAGUGGGUAUUCGUUUAUCGCACAAUACCCUAGAUGCACUUCUCCACUUACACCAUCCCGCCUUAAAUAAACCAAUAGAAGA
Camellia sinensis is the source of this 2283-nucleotide messenger RNA. RefSeq lists its product as uncharacterized. The record is from RefSeq and is a predicted model, not a curated record. NCBI's taxonomy places the organism in Eukaryota, Viridiplantae, Streptophyta, Magnoliopsida, Ericales, Theaceae.